Penicillium cataractarum is the source of this 912-nucleotide messenger RNA. RefSeq names its product oxidoreductase, short chain dehydrogenase/reductase family. Gene Ontology annotation, cellular component: intracellular anatomical structure. Gene Ontology annotation, molecular function: oxidoreductase activity, acting on NAD(P)H, oxygen as acceptor. The record is from RefSeq and is a predicted model, not a curated record. Bases 1 to 912 code for a protein of 303 amino acids. Lineage: Eukaryota; Fungi; Ascomycota; Eurotiomycetes; Eurotiales; Aspergillaceae. The transcript has a single exon.
AUGACUUCCUCAAAUGGGCUGACCGACCGCGAUGCUCUUGCCGCAAGGUCGAUUCCAUCCAUGAUCCUCAGUGACGGCAGCCCCGCUUCGAUGACCCCGCCCCCAACUUCAACAUUCGAGGCCGACCCUGCUGUUAGUGCCCAGAAGAGAUUCUCCGUUCGAGGAAACGCUGUUGUUACGGGAGGUUCCGGGACGCUAGGCCUUCAAUCCUGCGAAGCUUUGCUUGAACAUGGCCUCCAAGGCCUCAUGAUCUUCGAUGUCAAUCCUGCAACAAGCCGAAAGGAAAUUACAAGAUUGAGGUCGAAGUUUCCCAGCGCUAAGAUUUGCACUCAACAAGUUGAUGUCACUGCCGAAGAUGCAGUUCGCGAGGCAAUGGAGGAAACUGUUCGCCUACUUGGAUCGGUUGAUACCCUUGUUUGCUUUGUCGGGGUUGUGGGUUGUAUCGAAACCCUCGAGAUGCCCGUCUCCCAAUGGCGGAAGAUCCUCGACAUCAAUACUACUGGAGCCUUUAUCUGCGCUCAGGCAGCUGCACGAGAGAUGGUCAAGAAAGGUACCGGAGGCUCAAUCACCUUUGUGGCAUCAAUCUCUGCCCAUCGCGUGAAUUACCCACAGCCUCAAGUGGCGUACAAUGUUAGCAAGGCUGCUCUGCUGAUGCUCAAAAGCUCCCUUGCUGCAGAGUGGGCUCGUUACGGUAUAAGAACCAACAGUGUGAGCCCGGGAUAUAUGGAUACAAUCUUGAACGAAGGCAAGGGACUAGAUGCCCACAGGCGGAUCUGGGCUGAGCGUAACCCAAGUGGACGAAUGGGAAGCCCAUCUGAGCUGACAGGAGCAAUCGUGCUCCUUGCUAGCUCCGCCGGGACUUACAUGAAUGGGACGGACAUUCUUGUUGAUGGAGGUGCAACUGUGUUUUAG